CAGAUGCCCCGACCUUGGCUUCCUUUGCUUGGUGAGAUUGAGAGGCCGAGCCCCCAACAGGCCCCUGGCUUCCCCCUUCUCCUGAGCAAGGGACAGAGAGGCCCAGGCCCAGGCCCAGGGCCAAGGGUCUGACUUCCUCUUGUCCCGGAAUGAGCAUGCCUACCCCUUUACAGGCAGGUUUGGGUCUCUCACGCAGAGGAAACCAAAAGCAGAGGGAGGGAAGGCAGAGCGGCCAAUCAGGGGCAGGGUGAGGCUCAAAACCCAGCAGGCUCCCCAGGGAACCCCACCGAGGUCGAGCCAUGGCGGAGCUGCAGCAACUGCAGCAGCUGCAGGAGUUUGAUAUCCCCACGGGCCGGGAGGCACUGCGGGGCAACCACAGCGCCCUGCUACGGGUGGCCAACUACUGCGAGGAUAACUACUUGCAGGCCACAGACAAGCGGAAGGCGCUAGAAGAGACGAUGGCUUUCACCACCCAGGCCCUAGCCAGUGUGGCCUACCAAGUGGGUAACCUGGCCGGGCAUACUCUUCGAAUGCUGGAUCUACAGGGUGCUGCCCUGCGGCAGGUGGAAGCCAAGAUGAGCACACUGGGCCAGAUGGUAAACAUGCAUAUGGAGAAGGUAGCCAGAAGGGAGAUCGGCACUUUAGCCACUGUCCUGAGGCUGCCCCCUAGCCAGAAGGUCAUCCCUCCUGAGAACCUGCCUCCCCUCACUCCCUACUACAGAAAACCCCUCAACUUCGCCUGCUUGGAUGACAUUGGCCACGGAGUGAAGGACUUGAGCACGCAGCUGUCACGGACUGGGACCCUGUCUCGCAAGAGCAUAAAGGCGCCUGCUACACCUGUUUCCGCCACGCUGGGGAGACCACCCCGGAUCCCUGAGCCGGUGCAGCUCCCGGCCGUGCCAGACGGCAAGCUCUCCGCUGCCUCCUCUGCCUCUUCCUUGGCCUCGGCAGGCAGUGCGGAAGGUGCCAGUGGGAUCCCCCAGUCCAAGGGACAGGUAGCGCCUGCCACCCCGCCUCCGCCUCCUCCACCUGUAACGCCUGUAACCCCACCUCCUCCACCAUUGACUGCUGAGGUCUUCUUGCCACCCCCUCCGCUGGAGGUGUCCCAGCCCCCUCCGGAAGCAGAGUUGCCCCUGCCUCCUCCCCCAGCUCUAGAGGGGGAUGAACUGGGGCUGCUGCCUCCGCCCCCACCAGGUUUUGGACCAGAUGAGCCCAGCUGGGUCCCUGCUAGCUACUUGGAGAAAGUGGUGACACUGUACCCAUACACCCGGCAGAAGGACAACGAGCUCUCCUUCUCUGAAGGCACCAUCAUCUGUGUCACUCGCCGCUACUCGGAUGGCUGGUGUGAGGGUGUCAGCUCAGAGGGCACUGGAUUCUUUCCAGGGAACUAUGUGGAGCCCAGCUGCUGACAGCCCAGGAUCUGUCCCUGCACCAACCCUGCACUGCCUCAGUGGGCCUCUCCAGCCCCAAGAAGCCAUCUUCCACAGUCAAAGCUGGACUAAGGACCUGUCUACCUCUUGGGCUGUGAACUGUGUUCAGUCCCUGCUCCAUACAGCAGUGGGAAGAGAGUGGGCUAGAGGGGGGUGGUACUCUGGGGGGGGGGAUUGCUGCAGAUGGCAUGAACAAAACAAAAAACCUAGAAGGCAAGGGGUUUAAGCACCUUGCCCAGAGGACCCCAAGCUCAUGCUCUGAAGAUCACCAGCUUUGAAUAAAACUGUUGACCUCC
This is a messenger RNA of Mus pahari (shrew mouse), 1726 nucleotides long. RefSeq names its product ABI family member 3 (gene Abi3). Gene Ontology annotation, biological process: regulation of cell migration. Gene Ontology annotation, cellular component: lamellipodium. Bases 300 to 1409 code for a protein of 369 amino acids. NCBI's taxonomy places the organism in Eukaryota, Metazoa, Chordata, Mammalia, Rodentia, Muridae. The record is from RefSeq and is a predicted model, not a curated record. Gene Ontology annotation, molecular function: SH3 domain binding. The transcript has 8 exons.